Molecule: messenger RNA, 1437 nt
Organism: Penicillium odoratum
Lineage: Eukaryota; Fungi; Ascomycota; Eurotiomycetes; Eurotiales; Aspergillaceae
Product: ALDH-like protein
Exons: 4
Coding region: 1-1437 (478 amino acids)
Molecular function (GO): succinate-semialdehyde dehydrogenase (NAD+) activity
Source: RefSeq, a predicted model, not a curated record
AUGCAGGAUAAACUCCCAGUAAUCCCGCUGCGUAUUGGCGGCAAGGAGAUGGCAUCGACCCCAUCCAUCCAAUUUCCAGUGUACUCCAACGCACAACAGAAAGAUGUCUCUUUAUGCGAGUCCGCUAAUGCGAGUACGGCAGCACUCGCGGCCGAUGCUGCUCAAGAAGCCUUCAAGACUUGGAAGAAAGUUCCAGCAGUAGAGCGUCGCGAGCUUCUGCAAAAUUACGCGAAGGCUUUGCGUGCAAAUGCGGACCAACUUGUCGCUGUUCAACAGGAGGAGACCAGUGCACCGGAGUUAUGGUGCCGCAAGAAUAUUGAACUUGCCGUUGGCUUGAUUGAGGAAACUGCCGCGUGCAUUACCUCGUUGAAAGGAUCUAUUCCCCAAACAAGUUCCUCAUCGGUUCUAUCUCUCGCGUUUACCGUGCCCAUUGGUCCUGUCCUGGUUAUUGCACCAUGGAAUUCUCCUAUUAUCCUUGGCGCGAGAAAUAUUGCCACUGCUGUCGCCGCCGGCUGUACAGUUGUUUUCAAAGUAUCGGAGAAUUGUUCUCAGCUGCACCACCUUCUCGUUCAGAUAUUUGAAGAUGCCGGGCUCCCUAAAGGCAUCAUCAAUGUCAUUCAAGCAAAUCGAGAAAUGGCCAGUGAAGUUACCGAGGCAGUGAUUGCCCACAAGGCUAUCCGAAAGGUCGAGUUCGUGGGAAGUGCCUCGGUCGGUCGUGCUAUCGGACAGCUCUGCUCGAAGUAUUUGAAGCCCAUAUUCAUGGAACUGGGGGGAAAAGGGCCCGCUAUUGUGCUCGAAGAUGCUGAUUUGCCGGCUGCUGCGAAACGCUGUAUAAUGGGAGCUUUUCUUCAUCAUGGUCAGCUUUGCUUUUCGACAGAGAGGAUUGUAGUCGCUGAGAAGGUGGCACCCGAGUUCUUCAAACUACUCAUCGCCGAAACUGAAUCAUUCCCCGUUACCGAUGGAGUUAGUCCCAGGAUUGUGGAGGCUUCUCUGCAAAAGCUUCUUGAUGCGGAGAAGAAAGGAGCGUCUUUCCUUUGCGGUGGUCCUGAGAAGCUGUCGUCAUCAAAGCUUCGCCCGACACUUCUUCAAGGAGUGACAAAAGACAUGGAUAUCUAUUAUGAAGAAGCUUUUGGGCCUUCCGCAUCUGUUUUCGUUGCCCGAGACGAUGAUCAUGCCAUCGAGAUCGCUAAUGAUAGCUCCUACGGACUGAAUGCUGCUAUUCAUACCCAGAAUUUCGAUCGAGCUUGGCGAAUGACUCAAGAGCUCGAUUUUGGUCAAGUUCAUAUCAACAAUAUGACACCCCAUGAUGAACCGACAUUCCCAAUUGGCGGGGUUAAAGGAAGCGGGUGGGGUCGAAACAAUGCCCUUUGGGGACUGCAGGAAUUUAGUGAAACAAAACUGAUGACUUGGAGUGUUGAAGGGCAGAAGUUUGUCUAA